This is a messenger RNA of Hibiscus syriacus, 1149 nucleotides long. RefSeq names its product bidirectional sugar transporter SWEET2-like. Lineage: Eukaryota; Viridiplantae; Streptophyta; Magnoliopsida; Malvales; Malvaceae. Gene Ontology annotation, molecular function: sugar transmembrane transporter activity. Gene Ontology annotation, cellular component: membrane. Gene Ontology annotation, biological process: carbohydrate transport. The coding region runs from base 206 to 913 and encodes 235 amino acids. The transcript has 6 exons. The record is from RefSeq and is a predicted model, not a curated record.
UUUUUGCAAACUUUCGUACCAUAAACUCCCCGAAAACGAAAGGGAAAUACUUUCGAGAGAAUUGUCUGGAAAAAUAUCUGUGAAAGGACUGGGAAGCUUGAUUUUCUCCCGACGCAAAUCACUCGGCUUAUGAUCGGAAAUUUAGGUCUGAUUUUCUGGGUUUUUUUCCCAUCAACUUUCUGUCUGUAAGAAAAUUUCAUCGUUCAUGCUUCUCUCUAUUCCGGACGGCACCUUCACAAUUUGCAGAGAUGCAGCCGGCAUCGCUGGGAACAUCUUUGCUUUCGGGCUGUUCGUGUCCCCCAUACCCACGUUUAAAAGAAUUGUGAGAAACCAGUCCACCGAGAGCUUUUCUGGGUUGCCUUAUAUAUAUGCUCUCUUGAACUGCUUGAUCUGCACCUGGUAUGGAACGCCGUUGGUAUCUUACGACAACGUGCCGGUUAUGACGGUUAAUUCGAUCGGUUCGGUUUUUCAAAUAACCUACAUUGUCGUCUUCAUCGUAUAUGCCAAUAGAGAGAAAAGGAUUAGGAUGCUCGGAUUGCUACUUGCAGUUUUUGGCCUUAUGGCGAUCAUAGUUGCCGGGAGCUUACAAAUAGCUGACCGAGGCACGCGAUGGGUCUUCGUCGGUUUAUUAAGUUGUGCUUCUCUCAUAUCGAUGUUCGCUUCCCCAUUGUUCAUAAUCAAUUUAGUUAUUCAAACGAAGAGUGUCGAGUUCAUGCCGUUCUAUCUCUCCCUCUCGACGUUCUUGAUGAGCACCGCGUUCUUCCUAUACGGCGUCUUCAACUUCGAUGCCUUUAUCUACGUUCCGAAUGGGAUCGGAACAGCUUUGGGGAUCCUACAACUCGCGUUGUACUUCCAUUAUAAAGCGAAGUGUACUGAAGAAUGCAGGGAACCACUCAUGGUGUCACAUGCGUGACUCUUGGUUUUUUUCUCGGAAAGUUUUUUUUGAUGUUGUGACCGGAAUCGUGAUUUACGGUCUCGUUCACCGUAUUGUUCGGAUUCUUCGUCCGGACAAAUUUGUUUGCCGGCAGUCCGGGUAUGUGCCGAUGAUCGGGUAUGUGCCGAUGAUCGGAUAUGUGUUGAAAUACGAAUGUCACCCUAAGAAAAAUGAAGGGUUAUGAUAGUUGAAAAAUAAUAGAUUGUUUUGGACCA